CAUGAGCAAAUAGAACUAUUUCUCGAGUCUCUCAAGAAUAAACCAAUUGUGAAGCAAAAACAAAAAUUGGUGAUAGGCUCUUCUCAAAAGUUAAAGCCAUCGUCAAAAAUUUUGGAACGAAGGCUCAAACUUCUCGAUACCAACGAUCUCCGCGAAUUAGCUCAUUCGAUGAAUGAUCCGAAUAUAUUUAAAGUAAAAGUUGAAGCUGCGGUGACAAAAAUUACUGCCGGCUCAAUUGCUGCCAAACAUCAUCUUAUAAUGUCCACAUAUAAAUCAAAAUUUCAAAUAAAACACAAAAAUGAACUCUCGAGUGUUCAGCA
Molecule: messenger RNA, 320 nt
Organism: Ambispora gerdemannii
Lineage: Eukaryota; Fungi; Glomeromycota; Glomeromycetes; Archaeosporales; Ambisporaceae
Source: the annotation of a GenBank genome assembly